AUGGCCGAGCGAGGAUCAGGAUCCUACCCGCACGCGCAGGCAGGGAUGACUCAGUCGGUGAAGACACUAAUAAUUGGACUCACGCCCUUGCAUGGCCUCGACCGGCCGGGUCUCACGACGGGAGCAAUGGCCUCAUCUACACCCCAAACCGCACUUCUUUCCCCUUUGGACCAAUGCAUGCCUAGGAUCUACACCACCCUAUUUCUUGUCUUCGAGACACCCGACCCAGCCACCGCAGUUGAAAACCUCCGAGCUGGUCUGAAGAGGCUCAAUAAACAUCUUCCUUACCUCAAAGGCCGGGUAUUUGCAGCAGAUGGCGGACGGGCUGCACUACGAUGGUCCCCGAAGGACGUGGACGUUGAGCUACAGGAGAUGCCUACCGAUGGGGUGGUUCUAUUAGGGCUAAGUUUUGAAAAAAUCAGAACCGAACGCGCACCACUACACUACUUCCCUCCUACCAUCAGCCCUCUUUCGAGGUUCGCCAGCCUCAACUCGGACUCGGGUGCCGCGGUUUUUGCGGCCACCUACGGGCUGGUCGACGGUGGUAUGAUCCUGGGGCUCUCGGUUGAGCACAACGUAAUGGACGGCACCGGCGUGGUCGAGCUGAUCCGCUUCUGGGCCGCUUGCACACGGUCCGACAUCACCGACGCGGCAACAACACCAACACCUGACCCCAAUGAGCCGAUCUACCGCACCACGCUGCUGCGCCGGGCGACAGGACUGGAUGUCACGGAGGCCCAACGCCAGACACCGCCAACUUUCAACGACCUCCUCGCCCGCCACCCUGAAUUCCGCCUACCCUCCACCACCACGCCAACAACAACCCCUUCUACUUCCCUCCCCUCACCCCUAGGCAUCUCCAAAAUCUUCACCAUUUCCCUCACCAAACUCGAAGCCACCAAAACCACCCUCCAAUCCCCCCACCCCAAUACAACCCCACCCCCAACCACCAACAGCAUCCUCUGCGCCACCCUCUGGUCCUGCAUCACGCGCGUGCGCACCGCCCGGCGCCGCAAGACCAACACUACCACCACCACCACCCCUUCCUCCUCCGCAGCAACACCAGCAGCAGCAGGACCAGAAGAAGAAGUGAAAGCGGGACAUUCCCAGCUCGGCUUCGCCAUCAACGGGCGCGCGCGGCUCGGCGUGUCUUCCGGGCUGGCGGACCCGCAGCGGCCGUUUCUGGGGAAUGUCAAUCUCUAUGGGCUGGCGGGGAUGGGGGUGGAUGUGUUGGGGCGGGCUACUGCUGCUACUGCUAGCACUGGCACUACCGGCACUGCUGCUGCUGUGGCAGAGGACGGUGAGCGGGUGGAGGCGCUGGCGCGGGUGGUGCAGGCGAUUGGGGAGGCGGUGGGACGGGUGAGGGGGGGGUUUGUGGGCGAGGUGUUGGAGUUGGUUGAGCGUGUGCCGGAGGGUGGUGGUGGUGGUGGGUUUUUCCUCCUGCCUGGUUGGGAUGCGUUUCAUGGGAUGGAUGUCACGGUUACGAGCUGGGCGAAUAUGGGGGUGUAUGGGGUGGAUUUUGGGAAGGGGGUGGGGAAGCCGUGCUUUAUGAGGGUGCCGCGGGCUGAGACGGACGGGUUUGUGAUUGUGUUGCCGCGGAGGAGGGGGGAGGUUGUUAAGGAGGAGGGGAUUGAGGUGGUGGUGGCGAUGCACCCUGAGGAUAUGGCGGCGUUGGAGGGGGAUGCUGUUUGGAGGAGUUAUCUCCUUCCUGAUUCUGGAUAA
This is a messenger RNA of Chaetomium globosum CBS 148.51, 1722 nucleotides long. RefSeq lists its product as uncharacterized. The coding region runs from base 1 to 1722 and encodes 573 amino acids. The record is from RefSeq and is a predicted model, not a curated record. The transcript has 2 exons. Lineage: Eukaryota; Fungi; Ascomycota; Sordariomycetes; Sordariales; Chaetomiaceae. Gene Ontology annotation, molecular function: acyltransferase activity, transferring groups other than amino-acyl groups.